Messenger RNA from Brugia malayi, 1017 nucleotides. It is a transcript of the gene Bma-dhs-2.7, whose product is annotated as dehydrogenases, short chain protein 2, isoform a, putative. The transcript is spliced from 8 exons. The coding region runs from base 1 to 1017 and encodes 338 amino acids. The record is from RefSeq and is a predicted model, not a curated record. Lineage: Eukaryota; Metazoa; Nematoda; Chromadorea; Rhabditida; Onchocercidae.
AUGUUUUUACUGGUAAUCUUAUUUACUGUACUACCAUUGCUGUAUGUUAUUUACGGAUUAUUGGGCCGUAAAUUGACAAUUGGUGAAAUUGACAAGAAAGCUGUGCUAAUUACAGGAUGUGGAAGCGGAUUUGGUAGAGAUUUGGUGAAACGAUGUCUCCAGAAUGGACUGACAGUUUUUGCAGGAUGCCAGUUUGAAAGUAAUAUAAGUGAAUUAGAAAAAAGCUACAGUUCAAUCAGUAAAGGUCGACUUUAUGCAUUCCAAAUGGAUGUAACCGAUGACGAGAGUGUCCGAAAAUCUCGAGAAAUCGUAGACAAUGUUUUGAGAGAAAAGAAUAUCGUUCUUCAUUCUGUGGUAAAUAAUGCUGGCAUACGAGGAAAUCAAUUUUACGACGACUUUCUACUUUUGGAUGACUAUAAAGAAGUGUGGGAGGUUAAUACAUACGGUGCGAUACGAGUGACACAAGCAUUUCGAAGUCUUAUCAAGAAAUCAAGUGGUCGAAUCAUCAUUUGCUGUAGUGCGUCCACGUUAUUUCCAGCACCUACUUACGGCCCUUACGUAUCAUCAAAAUGUGCUCUUCAAGCUUAUGCUAAUAUCAUCAGGUACGAAUUGGAACCAUAUGGAGUAAUUGUAGUAGUCUUAUUUCCGGGAACCUUCCAAACUGGAUUGCAUGUCAUUCAGGAACUGCAUCGUAUGACUGAUUUCCUAUGGAAUCGAUCGUCACAAGAAAUUCGCAACGAAUAUGGAAAUGAUUUUAAUGUGAAAGCGAAAGCAUUCGCAAAUGAAAUGCUAUCAAAGUUUUUGUCGAAAGAUACAGCAAAGGUUAUCGAUGCUUACUAUGAAGCCAUCGUUGCGAGACGACCAAAGCUUUCCUAUCGAAUUGGUUGGGACACGUCGCUAAUCUUCUAUCCAUACUCAUUCAUGCCGCUAAGGGUACAGUGUCAUCUGAUGAAGUUCUUAAUGAAUUGGUUUGGAGCGCCUGUACGGAAGCAACCGGUUCGGAAACAGGAAACUUAG